This is a messenger RNA of Rhincodon typus (whale shark), 1493 nucleotides long. RefSeq names its product NK6 homeobox 2 (gene nkx6-2). The record is from RefSeq and is a predicted model, not a curated record. Gene Ontology annotation, molecular function: RNA polymerase II cis-regulatory region sequence-specific DNA binding; DNA-binding transcription factor activity, RNA polymerase II-specific. Lineage: Eukaryota; Metazoa; Chordata; Chondrichthyes; Orectolobiformes; Rhincodontidae. The transcript is spliced from 3 exons. Gene Ontology annotation, biological process: cell differentiation; regulation of transcription by RNA polymerase II. Bases 174 to 1016 code for a protein of 280 amino acids. Gene Ontology annotation, cellular component: nucleus.
CCUGGAGAUCUCCCCGGACUGGACAGCCUCCUCUGGAUCAACCCAACUUGUCAUUAGGGGCACAGUCUCCCUCUGUCAUACACCCGAUAGAUCUGUACCAGCGACAACAGGACGAUCCACAGAGCUCUCGCAGCAUUUACCAGGGGGUCCUGUCAACUCUAUGAGCUGAUCAAAUGUUAGCCGUCGGGCAGAUGGAUACCCGCCAGAGUGCAUUCGUCCUGAGCAGUACGCCGCUGGCUGCGCUUCAUAACAUGACUGAGAUGAAGGCGUCUAUAUUUCCCUACUCCCUGCAGAAUCCGUCCAGCUUCAAAGCGCCGACCCUGGCGAGUUUGAACGCACAGAUCCCGCUGGGAACGCCGCACGGGAUCAACGACAUUCUAGGCCGCCCGGUCACUACCGCUGGCAAUCUACUCUCUGGACUCCCUCGACUCAACGGACUUGCCACGACGGCGGGAAUGUAUUUCAACCCGACAGCAGCCAGCGUCUCCAGGUACCCCAAGCCCCUUGCUGAAUUGCCGGGGAGACCUCCCAUCUUCUGGCCGGGAAUGAUGCAGGGAUCCCCAUGGAGAGAUCCCAGGGUGGCCUGCCCAACGCAGGGCAGUUUGGUCCUUGAUAAAGACGGAAAGAAGAAACAUUCCAGGCCAACAUUUUCAGGUCAACAGAUUUUUGCUCUGGAAAAAACGUUUGAACAGACCAAAUAUUUAGCUGGACCAGAAAGAGCCCGGUUAGCCUACUCGCUGGGAAUGACAGAGAGUCAAGUCAAGGUGUGGUUUCAGAACAGACGGACCAAGUGGAGGAAGAAACACGCGGCUGAAAUGGCCACAGCCAAGAAAAAGCACGAUUCAGAGACUGAAAAACUCAAGGAAACGUCGGAAAACGAAGAGGACGAAGACGAGUACAACAGACCCCUUGAUCCCAACUCAGACGACGAGAAAAUCACACGGUUAUUAAAAAAGCACAAAAGCGCCGGCUCGCUCACCAUCCUGGACCCACACAACAGCCCGGAGAUCUUGUGACAAACUUUUUUUUUAAAAAAGAGAAAUGAUUAUAUGAACAGCUUGAAAGGCUGAAUUAACCAGGGUAUAUAUAAAAAGAAGUUUAAAAUAAAUCGAUGUUCCAGCGAAUGGUGAUAUGUGUUGUACAGCUUAAUGUAUGUGAGAUGUAUAUAUUUUUUACAGAAUAAGUUAUGGAAAUAUCUUACAGCUCGAUUAUAUAAAUAACUUGGACUGAAUCUGGCGGAAGUUUGAAAGGAGAUUUGGAGAUCACAGUUCACCCUCAAAUGUCCAUAGAACCAGGGGUCUUUUUCUUAGAAUUUUCAAUGUUAAGGAAUAACAAUCAGAGCUCAUCCUUUUGUAUAAAUUACAGAUUAAAACUGUAGCUGUACAUACUAAGAUGCACGUUUGUGUUGUAAAAAAAUUAAAUGUAAACUUUUUUGUGCAUUUACAUUCAAAAGGCUAAUAUUUUGCUUUCGCCUGUGUUGGUGACUUCCUUCG